AUGUCGUUACUAAACUUUAAGCGUGGUAAGGUCUUUACCAUGAUCAUGUUGAUUUUCGUCUCCAUGGCUGGAUGGAUGUUCGGUGCUGAUACCGGUUCCAUUGGUGGUGUCACCAAUAUGAGAGACUUUCAAACGCGAUAUGCGGAUCGUUAUAGUCCCAUCACGGAUUCCUACACUUACUCUUCUUGGCGUCAGGGUCUGUUGGUCGGUAUGGUCAACAUUGGUUCUUUGACUGGUUGUAUUAUGUCUUCCCCCCUGGCUGAUCGUUAUGGUAAGCGCAAGUCCAUUAUUGGUUGGACUAUGGUAUAUAUCAUAGGUAUCAUUAUUCAAGUCACCACUGUUCCUUCUUGGAUCCAAAUUAUCGUUGCUAAGAUUUGGACCGGUUUUGGUAUUGGUGCUCUUUCUGUGUUGGCCCCUGGCUAUCAAUCAGAAACUGCUCCUCCUUCCAUCCGUGGUACAAUUGUCGUCACGUAUCAAUUGUUCGUCACUGGUGGUAUUUUCAUUGCUGCAUGUGUCAAUAUGGGUACCCACAAGCUUCAUAAGACUGCUCAGUGGAGAGUUUCCAUGGGUGUCAACUUGAUUUGGGGUAUCAUUACCCUUAUUGGUAUCACUUUCUUGCCCGAGUCUCCACGUUAUCUUAUUCAAAUUGGCAAAGAUGAGGAUGCAGUUAAAGUACUUUCUGAGAGCUCUGAAGUGCCUGCUGAUAAUCCUGAAGUCCAAGAAGAAUAUGGUCGUCUCAAAAAGUCUAUUGACGAGGAAUUCGCUGGUGGUACCUGCUCUUGGGCCAGUAUCUUUGGUAAAAACAUUCGUUAUCGUACCUUUUUAGGUAUGUUUGUCAUGUCUAUUCAACAACUUACUGGUAACAACUACUUCUUUUAUUAUGGUUUCCAAGUCGCCGAAGGUGCUGGUAUUAAAUCUCCAUAUCUUUCCGCCUUAAUUCUUGAUGCUUGUAACUUUGGUUGUACUUUUGGUGGUAUGUUUACUCUCGAAUACUUUGGUCGUCGUAACCCUCUGAUUAUUGGUGGUCUUUGGCAAUCCAUGUGGUUCUGGAUUUAUGGUGCCGUUGGUAGCCGCGCCCUUUACAAACCGAAUGGAACUUCCAACACCCGUGCUGGUGCAGUCAUGAUCGUUUGUGCUUGUCUUUUUAUUUUCGGUUUCGCCCAAACUUGGGCCCCUGCUGCCUACGUUAUUGUUGGUGAAUCGUACCCUGUCCGCUACCGUUCGAAGUGUGCUGCCGUUGCUACUUCAGCUAACUGGCUUUGGAACUUUUUGAUUUCUUUCUUUACUCCCUUUAUUCAAAACUCUAUUGGCUUCAAGUAUGGUUAUGUCUUUGCUGCUUCCAACUUGACUGGUGCAAUUGUUAUUUUCUUCUUUGCCAAGGAGACCAAGGGUCUUAGUUUGGAAGAAAUUAACGAGUUGUAUAUGUCCGAUAUUAAACCAUGGAACUCUACUCAUUUCAAGCUUGAUUACAAAGAACAAAAGAAGGCUGACAAAGAGAACCGUGAGAAGAGCCGUGGUGCUCGUGGUGAAUCUGUUGAGUACGUCGAACGUGCUUCUAAUACCGAGUCUUCUCCUCGAUACUCUUCUCAUGAAGAGGACUAUGCAUAA
Molecule: messenger RNA, 1608 nt
Organism: Schizosaccharomyces osmophilus
Lineage: Eukaryota; Fungi; Ascomycota; Schizosaccharomycetes; Schizosaccharomycetales; Schizosaccharomycetaceae
Gene: ght2
Product: plasma membrane glucose/fructose:proton symporter Ght2
Exons: 1
Coding region: 1-1608 (535 amino acids)
Biological process (GO): transmembrane transport; carbohydrate transport
Cellular component (GO): plasma membrane
Molecular function (GO): carbohydrate:proton symporter activity
Source: RefSeq, a predicted model, not a curated record